GGAGAGCCGCCUACUUGUGUCAGACAACUACAGUAACCAAUGGCAGCGUAGCGUUCGUCCGGAUUGGGCCAAUCAAGUAGCAGUUUACCGUGAUUGACAGCAUCUUUGUCCAAUCAGCAAGUAUCUUCGAAUCUCCAGGCAAUGUAUCAACACUGAAACACUUUUUUCGACACAAGACGUAAAAAGAUCAACGCGACAUACAAAGACUCACUUUGACAUAAUCCUGCUUUCUUUACAGAUUUGAGCGUGUUUUGCCACCCAAGAUAUGGCAUGUGUACAACAAGUGAGAACAUCUCAGGACACUCAGCUGUUGCCCAAUCAGGUUGUGUCGGAGCUGCAGUCCAUCGCUGUUAUCAAGAAACUUCUGGCCAUUGCCGUGUCUGGCAUCACAUACCUAAGAGGACUUUUUCCAGAGAAGGCCUACGGGAACAAAUAUGUGGAAGGUUAGACGAUAAACGUUCUUCUUUCAUCGAGCAAAGAAGGAACAACUGGUUUACCCUCCACAAUGCAGUGAAAUAUGAAAAUAUAGGGAUGCAAGGUUGCUUUGAUGCCAUCCAGAUGAAAUAUCUCCGCACCGUCAUUAUGUCUGUCUACACAGACGCUGACAACCCACAGAAAGUGACAGAGUUUUAUCAGUUCAGGAUUCAUUACAACUCUGACGGGGCCAAGAUGGACUUUGAGAGCAACCACAACGAAAAGCUGUCGACAAUUUCGUGUGGCAGCACCAAGAAGGCCAGCAUCCUGUUGGUGAGGAAGCUCUACACUCUCAUGCAGAACCUCGGUCCUCUGCCCGAGAGUGUCUACCUCAACAUGAAGCUGGCCUACUACGAUGAUGUGACGCCUCAGGACUAUCAGCCACCAGGCUUCAAGGAGGCUGACGGAAACACGCUGGUGUUUGGGAAGGAGCCGGUCAGGCUGACAAUGGGCGAGGUGGUCACGCCUUUCCACACCAUCCAGCUGGACAUGGCCACCGAGAGACAAAGGCUAGAACCGGUGGAGGAGACUGUAGGUGGCAAGGACAAGUGGAUUCUAAGGAUACAUGACGAGGGUGUGGUGUCUCAGAGUCACGUGGUCGAAGAUGUGGACGCGCCUGACAACAACAGCAACGGGAUCGAGCUGAUGUGCCACGAAAAUACCUACGAGGUUACCGAGAUGAAAACUGUGUCAAAGAAGACCUCUGACAUGGAGACAACCACAAUGACCACCAGAAGCGGACGCAUUUUAAAGUCAACCACGCAGUGUGCGCUGCAGACAAACGGGAUGUUGAAAAACAGGAAGGAAGCCGCAAUGAAGGACAAACUGGUUUCUAAAUACGACAUUCCAAACAGCCAGGAAACUCCACGGAAGAAGCGCAAGUUCAGCGAGCCCAAAGAACACCUCUGACCUCGCACGCCCCGCCAAACAGGCACAUCUUUUCCUUUCAUUGUCAGUUUUUUUAUGUUUAUUGGUAAGAGUUAGGUUGAAAUGUCCAUGCAUGUUUUUGUGAACAAACCUUUGUUUACGUGAUGUUUACGAGUCUUCACUUGUGCAGAGCAGUGCCGUCAGCUUCAAUAAAAGUCACAAUGUU
Messenger RNA from Nerophis lumbriciformis (worm pipefish), 1567 nucleotides. It is a transcript of the gene hormad1, whose product is annotated as HORMA domain containing 1. The record is from RefSeq and is a predicted model, not a curated record. Lineage: Eukaryota; Metazoa; Chordata; Actinopteri; Syngnathiformes; Syngnathidae.